AUGGCGACCUAUCUUCCGGUGCUGACUUAUCUGGCGGGACUCAGCAAUUUUGACCGGAAAUGGGGCCUCUUCAUUUACCGGACGACCUACGACGACCAAGAAUUGUGGGAGAGAUAUUUGGCAUACGUCAAAACUGCUAUAAUGCAUGCUAUCAAACCACAAUCGGAGCCUGACCUUCCGAGUUCCUGGAAUCCAUUCACCUACGAAUUUCCUCGUCGUGCAAAACUGCAGUCGAGAUUCGAGCUCCUGACUAAAGAGGACAAGAAAAAUUUGAAUGGCAAAUCAAUAUCAGAGGCUCGUGAGGAGUUCCGUCACUGGGUUGCUACUGUACCGUCAGAAGAGAAGAAAGGUAUCAGUAGACCACGAUACAAUUACUUUCUCUAUGUGGACAGAGAUGUCUUAGAUCGGUUCCAGAUAGUGGAGACUGCACGCGGCGACCGCGAGCCAGACUAUGUAUUGGAAGACGUCAUAGCAAUUAUAGUCGAGGCGGACUGGGAGAAGGAUACCUUAAGCGACGACGACGAUGACGAUGUUGGAAAGGAAUGGCAGUUUAUACAGGUCCACUCAAUCCCACGUCUUUAUGACAGUGUAAUUCACGACGAAGACGGAUGGUUUAGAUACUUCACUAGGCCGCCAUAUAUUUAUGGCAUGACCAUUUAG
Molecule: messenger RNA, 660 nt
Organism: Daldinia loculata
Lineage: Eukaryota; Fungi; Ascomycota; Sordariomycetes; Xylariales; Hypoxylaceae
Exons: 2
Coding region: 1-660 (219 amino acids)
Source: RefSeq, a predicted model, not a curated record